AUGGCAUCCAAACUAAUUGAUACCUCUAUGGAAUACAAUUGCAAGUUUGAGAAAGACUCUAUUCCUCUAUCUGACCCAAGACAAUUUCAGAGACUUAUUGGCAAGUUAAUCUACCUCACAAUUACCAGAUCGAAUAUCUCCUAUUUGGUAAGCUACAUUUGCCAAUUCUUACAUAAACCAACACAAGAUCACAUGAAUCUAGUGGAUCAGAUUCUUAGAUAUUUGAAGUCUUGUCCAGGAAAAGACACCUGGUUGAAAAGAAAUGGCCACACUGACAUUGUUGAAUAUGCUGAUGUUGAUUGGGCAGGUAGUCCACAUACAGACAAUCCACCUCUGGCUUCUGUACCUUUGUUGGAGGCAACCUUAGGACUUGGAAAGUAA
This is a messenger RNA of Gastrolobium bilobum, 381 nucleotides long. RefSeq lists its product as uncharacterized. The record is from RefSeq and is a predicted model, not a curated record. Lineage: Eukaryota; Viridiplantae; Streptophyta; Magnoliopsida; Fabales; Fabaceae. The coding region runs from base 1 to 381 and encodes 126 amino acids. The transcript has a single exon.